Molecule: messenger RNA, 5303 nt
Organism: Psammomys obesus (fat sand rat)
Lineage: Eukaryota; Metazoa; Chordata; Mammalia; Rodentia; Muridae
Gene: Asah2
Product: N-acylsphingosine amidohydrolase 2
Exons: 22
Coding region: 241-2505 (754 amino acids)
Biological process (GO): ceramide catabolic process; long-chain fatty acid biosynthetic process; sphingosine biosynthetic process
Cellular component (GO): extracellular region
Molecular function (GO): N-acylsphingosine amidohydrolase activity
Source: RefSeq, a predicted model, not a curated record
AGUUAACCCGCAGCAGGGUUCUGAAGAGCCGGGCAGAGGAUUCACAAGGUUCCCGGCAGGCACUGUGGCUUAAAGGGAAUGAUACGCGGUUUUGAGUGAGCAGCUGCAGCAGCGGGUUUGGAUUUGGAAACACGUUGAGGAAUCAGCCUGGCAACCUGCAAGGGACAGGGAACAAGAUUCUGAAUAACCAUUUGUUCUCCCAGGAGGAGAACACUGUUCUGAUUCAAAGAAUCAGGAGAAAUGGCAAAGCGCACCUUUUCUACCUUGGAGACAUUCCUCAUUUUCCUUCUGGUAGUAAUGACAGUCAUCACAGUGGCCCUUCUUACCCUCUUGUUCGUCACCAGUGGGACCAUCGAAAAUCAAAAAGGAAAUCAUGGGUUUUCAACCACCCUGGGCCCCACAGCCACCCAGUCUUCUCCAAUUACACAGGCUCCAGACCCUCCUCCAUUUCAGAACUUCAGUGGUUAUUACAUCGGUGCUGGGCGAGCUGAUUGCACAGGACAAGUAUCAGAUAUCAAUUUGAUGGGCUAUGGCAAAAGUGGCCAGAACGCACGGGGUCUCCUCACCAGGCUCUACAGCCGAGCUUUCAUCCUCGCAGACACAGACGGGUCAAAUCGGAUGGCAUUUGUGACUGUGGAACUGUGCAUGAUCUCUCAGCGACUCAGAUUGGAGGUCCUGAAGCGACUCCGGAGUAAAUAUGGCUCCCUGUAUCGAAGAGACAACGUCAUCCUGAGUGGCACGCACACACACUCAGGUCCGUCAGGAUUUUUCCAAUAUACAUUCUUUGUACUUGCCAGCGAAGGAUUCAGCAAUCGAACCUUUCAAUACGUAGUUAAUGGGAUCAUGCAGAGCAUUGAGAUAGCACACAAAAAUCUCAAACCAGGAAAAAUCUUUGUCAACAGAGGAAAUGUUGAGAACGUGCAGAUCAACCGAAGCCCCUCUUCCUACCUCCAUAACCCACCGUCAGAGAGAGCAAGGUAUUCUUCAAACACAGACAAGGAAAUGGUAGUCUUGAAACUGGUGGAUUUGAAAGGAGAAGACUUGGGCCUUAUCAGCUGGUUUGCCAUCCACCCCGUGAGCAUGAACAACAGCAACCACCUUGUCAACAGUGAUAAUAUGGGCUACGCAGCUUACCUUUUUGAGCAAGAGAUGAACAAAGGAUAUCUACCUGGACAGGGACCAUUCAUAGCAGGCUUUGCUUCCUCAAACCUCGGAGACGUGUCACCCAACAUUCUUGGCCCGCAUUGCCUCAACACAGGAGAGUCUUGUGACAACGAGAAAAGCACCUGUCCCACCGGUGGGCCUAGCAUGUGCACGGCCAGCGGACCGGGACAAGAUAUCUUUGACAGCACACAAAUUAUAGGACGGGUCAUCUAUCAGAGAGCCAAGGAGCUGCAUGCCUCUGCCUCCCAGGAAGUGACUGGACCAGUGCUCGCAGCUCACCAGUGGGUGAACAUGACAGACGUGAGCGUCCUGCUCAAUGACACAUACGCAGUGAAGACGUGUAAGCCUGCCCUGGGCUACAGUUUUGCAGCAGGCACCAUUGAUGGAGUUUCGGGCCUCAACAUUACACAGGGAACAACAGAAGGGGAUACAUUUUGGGACACUCUUCGGGAUCAACUCUUGGGAAGACCAUCUGAAGAAAUCAUAGAAUGCCAGAAACCUAAACCAAUCCUACUUCACACUGGAGAGCUGACGAAACCACAGCCUUGGCACCCGGAUAUCGUUGAUGUUCAGAUUGUUACUAUUGGGUCGCUGGCCAUAGCUGCUGUCCCUGGGGAAUUUACAACCAUGUCGGGACGAAGAUUUCGAGAGGCAGUUAAAAAAGAAUUUGCAUCUUAUGGGAUGAAGGAUAUGACCAUUAUUAUUUCAGGUCUAAGCAAUGUUUAUACACAUUACAUUACCACAUAUGAGGAAUACCAGGCUCAGCGGUAUGAAGCAGCAUCUACAAUCUAUGGCCCACACACUCUGUCUGCGUACAUACAGUUCUUCAGAGACCUUGCUAAGGCGAUUGCUACGGACACAGUAGCCAACAUGAGCAGUGGUCCUGAGCCUUCACUCUUCAAAAACCUGAUCCCUCCACUUAUUCCUAAUGUUGUGGAUAGAUCACCAAUAGGCAGGCAUUUUGGGGAUGUCCUGGAGCCAGCAAAACCUGAAUACAAACUGGGAGAAGUGGUUGAAGUUGUAUUUGUGGGAGCUAACCCAAAGAAUUCAGCAGAAAACCAGACCCAUCAAACCUUCCUCACUGUGGAGAAAUAUGAGGACUCGAUAGCCGACUGGCAGAUAAUAUGUAAUGAUGCCUCCUGGGAGACGAGGUUUUAUUGGCACAAGGGAAUGCUGGGUCUGAGCAACGCAACAAUACAUUGGCAUAUUCCACAUACUGCCCAACCUGGAAUCUACAGAAUAAGAUAUUUUGGACACAAUCGGAAGCAAGAGUUUCUGAAGCCUGCUGUCAUACUAGCAUUUGAAGGCAUUUCUUCUCCUUUUGAAGUUGUAACUACUUAGUGAAAAGUUGACAGAUACUGAAAAAAAUACAGCUUUUUUUUCUGUGUACAUUAUAGAGUGAUUUCACACAAAUGUGAACUACCAGUUUGAUAUUUUGUAAUUGUCCCUGUUUGGGAAACAGAUACUUUAUUUGCUAAUGGGACAAGUAUGUGUUUGUGUGUUUGUGUGAUUAUGUACAUGCGUUCUGACAGGAGAGAGAAAGAGAAUAUGAGAGAAGGUCCUCUGAAAAUCGUACUACUGUGGUCUUCAUCCUAAAGCAUGAUUUUCCUUGAAGCUUUGUGGUUGUUCAAGAGGUAAUUCCCAUUAAUAUGAAAUCUCUGAAAUAUAGUGAUAGUAUCUGAAGAUAUGUGAAUGAUGUUUAUCCUAUUUAUUUAUAGACUUACUGAAUGAGAACACUAGAGAACUUUCUAGAAGUCCUCUGGAUUGAUACUUGAUUUUACAGAGAGGAAAAAUGAGGUUUAGUUCACUUUAGGUUAGAAUAAGGUUAUUAUAUAUUUUCCCCUAGUUACAUUUACAAAGUACCAUGUAACUUUACUACACAUAUAUGAGCCCAACUAAAACAUACCCAGACAAACUAGCAUGCCAGUUUUCCUGCACUGCAAUGAGCAUAGCCCUUCCAAUCAGUCACUUUGGAAUGGGUCUGCCUGGCUCAGGGUUAUUGUUCAUGCUCAGAUUAUUUCUGGAGUUGCCUCCAGAAUCCAACUAUGUGAAUGUUACUUGCAGUGCUUUGAUUAGCCUUGUAUUCCUUGAAGUGUCCUUAUCCUGCCUAAGUCUCUUCUUCCCAACAUUUCUUCUAAAUGAUUUUUAAAUGUUUUCACCAAGCAAAUGUACCUCAUACUACAGAGCUUUGCCUUGAAUGUAGAUUUAAAAACAAAAGUGUUAAGGCUGGAAAUGCAGUCAUCAAAGGGAACGUUUUAAAUGCAUCUGUUUCUUCUUUUUCCAGCUACUUACUCACUCAGGGUUCCUUUGAAUCAUUAAAUAGUUAUUUAAAUUCAUAUACACAAUGUUGUACUCAUUCCUGGGUCUUCACAGUUACUGACAUCAUAUUGAGAUGAUUGAUAGGGUAGACGACUCAUUUGAAAGAGAAAAUAUUCAACCAGAAAUAUAAAUUAUGGGGAGACCUUUGAAAACCACAAAAUUUCAAGUCUCUAUUAUACAUCUUCUGGCUGGGUAUUCUGAUUUGUGAGAAAAGAGGCCCCAGACGAUUUUUAAAUAUUAAUCUGAAAGUCAUGCUUUAGAAGUUAUAAUAUAGACAGUCUAAUGAAUGAGAUAGGACAAUCUAACAUGAAUUGUUUAAAGUACUAGUAGCAUUUUAAAAUUACCCAAGUCAACUAGCAAGGUCAAUUUCUUAACCCUAAAUCAUAUUUUUGUAGGUAUGUAAAAGAGUAAGCAUUUUGGGAGAAAAAUCAAUCUUCAUUUCUGAAAACAAUAGCGGUGAGGUAAACCUGCAUCCCCCCCACCCAUGGCUUACCUACAUAAACAUGUUAGAUUGAAUAAAAAAAAUGCCUGGAGUGUGUUUUGGUGAGUGUUUCCCAGAUCAUACUUCUGUGGAGGUUAACUGCAGAAGAAUGAACUCGCCGGGUUGUCAACAUCUCUCUUGAUGAGAACAACCCACUAAGUAUAAAGGUUCAAGGACCUACAUGUUUUGAAAACAAAACAAACAAACAAACAAAACAAGAUAGUAGAACCAAUGAGGAGGUAUAAAAUGUAUUCCUCACAACGCAGAACAAUACUAGGAUUUAUUUUCUGCUACCGUUCUCCCAGUGAAACUUUUCAGAAAGUCUGCCUGGGAGUCCCUCUUUGUCAUUGGCAACUGUGCUGCGGUGGCUGGUGUAUAACCAGCAGUUUGUGUGCCCAGCCCUGCAUGGAAACAAAUCAGAGAAACAGUUUCCCACUAGACUUGAUCUCUUCUAGCCCCUGUGCUUCUGGAUUUUGCAGUCUGUAAAAUAAACAACCAGGUCCCUGCAUUAUCAAACCAUCGUUACUUACCUGGGCAUAAAGGAAUGCCACUUGGUAACUGAUCUAGUCGGUUCAUUUAAAGUUACAGAUCUGGUGAGUGUCCCUUUCUGGAAAUUGCUUCAUGGAGCCAAAUGCAUGGAGGAACCUCCGGAGAAGGGUAGAGAGUGUGGAAAGUGGUUGGCUGGUUUGGUGAGAGUUUCUCAUAUCCAACUGUCUGUGCUUUACUUGUUAUGCCUUGCCUGCUCUGAUUUCAAGGAUUCCGUGAUUCCUUCAGAAAGUAUACAGUAAUUCCUUUUCCAGGCCUAUGUUUUAUGUUUUUUGAUGAAUGUUCUGUAAAAACAUCAGUGUUCAAGAGAAUAUUGAAUAAAAACUUGUGAGUUAUUCUAGGACAAAAUGUUUGGGGAAAGUGGUUUGCACGGAGAGGUAAGGCGAUCUCCCUGAAGAAGAGAUGUCAGAAGGCAUUGUUCCAUGUUAUUCGAGGUGGGGACAGGUAGUACAAAUAACUUCUGCAGACAGAUAGGCAGCCUCUCAGACCAAAUGCAUCCACUCUCCGUCCCUUCUGACCUCUGGAGGCCCGAUGCUGGCAAAGUGUGUAUAACAGGCAAUUUGUGAGCUUCUUGGAUGACUGAGAGGUUCCCUGGGCAGGGAGCUAAUUAUAAGGUUAUGAGCUGAUUCUGAAUAGCAAGACCAAGAAUAAAUUGACCGGUGGAGAUCCUCUUCCAACCUGCUGUCUUAUGUUUCUCUUCCAGCAUAAGCAAGACCAUUGCCUUUCUCUGGUAUUAAAUUGUGGAUUUUAUUCUUAAAUUAAAAAUCACCAUUGUUGGAUGAUUUAUUCAUAA